AUCGAGAAAGAAGGUAGUUACAGAGGCAAUCCUUCUUCGUCAUGUCUCAUGCCCAUGGAAUGCAAUCUGAGUAUUCCGACCGCGUCAUUCUUGUUUUCUAUCGACGAUUUUUUGGAUUUUUGAAUUGAAUUUCAAACAAAACGCACAGCAGAAUGUAGGACAAAGAGGAACGGUUAAGACAAGAUAAUUAUACUUUAGGAGGACGAUAAUACAAUAGAUACGCAGUGCAACUAGUUUGUUAUAGAAAAAAAUGCCAAUUCAAGCGACCUGAAAAUCAAAAUCGAUUUUUUUAUUGUGACUUCUGCCUGUUACCAAAGCUUUCUUUACUCACUAGAUCUUUGUCUUUCACGAUAGUAAUUUUUCAAAGUUAGUUCAAGCUUUUACAAUAAGAAUUCUUGAGUCGCAAAGCCGACACAGAAAUUCAGUAUUUUUUGAAGAGAAAUUAGCUCGCAAAGUUCGAGUUAUUCUCAUCUCGAUUACGCACAUCAAAUUUUUCAAUACGGAAACCGUUAAGUAAAAUUUCUAUUUCAUUCACGACUUGCAUCUAUACUAUCGCCACUUUCUUACCUGAAUUGUUAUUUGGUUUGCGAGGUACCUACACUAAAAAAAGUAAGUCGACUAAUCUUUCUCUCACACCCUCGUAUUUGCUGCCUUUCACUCGACGAAGCGACGAUGCCAAGUGCUUCCUCCUCCGCGAAGCGACCACUGGACGAGAUCCGCAAUGGUGGGCCGAAGCCGCCGACGAAAGCGGCAAAAGUAGCGGAAGAGCCGAAGAAGUCAACAACUGCUGGUGGUGCAACAUCGACGAAAAAGGAGGUCCAGCUCCCGGUCAUUGAUCGCAUCAUGGUCGUGAAAAAAAAUCACGAAAUAUGCACCGAAAAGGCCGGAGCGGGCAGAGUUGUAGUUGUGAUGUUUGAGCGAAUCGGCUAUGGUCUCGCGGCUAAAUGAAUGUGAUGCGCAAUUCCAUGAUUACCAUUUAGCGAGGACAAGACACGAACUUGCUCAGAGUUGUUUCAAUAGGAUACGCCCGUCUACGCGCUUUGCAUGUUCGUAGGGCGAUGCGCCCUCUAUUUGCCAUAGUUAAGUAGAAUGGAAGCACUGCUCUGGCGCUUUUUUCGGUGCAUAUCUUGCGGCUUUUCGUGAACUUGGUGAAGAUGGAAAGACGAGGAUCAGGGUGGAGGACUGGAAGAGAGGGGAGAUCGUGAAGUCUGCGAUCGGAUGGACUCCGUGCCCCAUCGACGCGGAGCGCGACCCCGGGGGCGCUUCGGACUACAUGUUGGAAAAACUUUACGACGGCCUGACGAGCACGUACGGAAAGGGGCGCACCCGGGUACUACUUUAAAGAGCAUCAGACCGCAGCAGCUUGCUAUAAUAUGCUUGCGCUUAUUUUCUGUCUUUUUUAUACCUUAUGUCUAUUCGCCUUUGUGUGUCAUCUUGCACGAAUGUAAAAAUUGAAAACUUACUUGGCUUUAUUCGCCUUCGGCCUGACUAUCAUCCAGGCCCAAUGCGUGUUUAUUGAAGUUGCCAAAGUGCUUAAGUACAAAAUUACAGCUGAGCAGCGGAAACCAGAUGCAGCACCUGGUUGACUAUUUGCGAGACUCCUGCGAGCCGCCGAUGCACUGCGACCCGUCCGAGGCCAACAACCAAAAAGGACGAGCCGAAAACAUAUCGAGGAGAACCUGCUGGCUCGUUGUUUCGAUUGCCUAUUCUUUCAUCACCUUUCCUGCUGUCGUUAGGUUCGAUCCUUUGAACCAAUACCAAUGAGAAGGAUAUGAGCAUGACCCUUUCUACAACCAUGAGCGUGCUCGCGCAUUUUUUAAAGUAGUUGUAAUUAAUCUUGAUCUUCAGCCCAAAUUUAGGCCCGUAUCAGCGAUCCAGUUUUUGCUUGCAUAAAAUUUUUGGAAUGAAUACUGUUUAAUGGAUGGAGACUUGGUGGUGGUAUCGGGCGGCUCGAAGAAACCGGGCUUCGAGCAAGACGAUGGCGUGGCGCUGUGUGAAGUCUUAACUGUAUGAGAGUGCAGUUCGGAUUCUUUGGUCGGGAAGGUCAAAGCUUCCAAUGCUUGCAUGUCCUCCCUGAUGGCAACGAAGGGACAGUGUGAUGGAUAUAGAUUUUUGAUCUCCUUUCCCUGGUCUGUGCAAGUGCAAAGUUUUGCAUGCUGAGGCUGACGUAGACGCUCGUGCAUUUUGUUGCGUAUUCCUAGUACGGUAUCGAAUGGCUAUGCGUGAGACAGCUGUAUAAUUCUGUACGGCUUUGGCUUUUCAGACCUACACAAUUUUGCAGUGCAUGAACCAUCCGAAAUGCGUGCUAUAGCGGAACAGCGCGGUGCGGAAUAGGAGGGUCGGCGAACAGUGGAGAACAGGCGGGCAAGUCGACAUUCUCCGAGAACAAGUUCUACCUGCGCAUGAAGGUUCUGAAGGUGUGGGAAAAGGGUGAAGGGUGCCCGCUUCAGCAGCCCAACAAGGACGGCAAUUACAGCGCGAUCACAGUGGCGACCAACCAGAAGGCCUCGGUCGGUGGGGACUUCCGGAAGGCGGUUUGGAAGGCCCUCACUAAGGAGGAACAAAAACUGCUGGUGGACAAACUUUUGAAGCGGGAGGAGCUCAUUGCAAAAGUGGGCUUCGAGGCAUAUGCAGGCACCAGAUUGGGGACAUUUUUUGGAAAGAACAAACAAGCAGGCCCAUGCCUGUCUAUUGUUCUAGGUCACUACUUUUGCAAGAGCAUGAGCCACCAAAGAAGGGCAGCGCCUUCAGACAGGUGGGGCGCUGCCUGUGGUCGGUAGCACUAUGCAGGCGCGCUUGCGUGAGAAAGUGCCAUGAGUGAUUCUUUCGGUCGAAAAUCCCCCAACCUGGCGCCUUCAUAAUUGCAUCCCGAAGUACCGCGCGCAGGCAGAACGGCGGGCGAUCCCGCUCUACACUGCGGAGGCAGUGAAGGUAUUGGCGCACGCUUUUGCUAGUUUUCUACUUAGCUUGCCGAGUGGGGUUUUUCGCAUUUUUGUUUCUUCUCGUGCCGUAGUUUGAAUUUUUGAUACAGCUCGCCAGAUGUUUUCUAGCCAUCUGGGGCUAGCCGCGCGCGGGAUUCGGAAGGAUGUAGCAGCACGUACGUAGUGGCUGUGGUGAGUAGAAGUUUCUGCUUGCUAUAGGAGGCACACCGAAAUAUCGCAACAGGACAAGAAGGAGUUCCCCGUGCCGCAGAAGCCCACCUUCGAGACGCUCCGGAACCACUUGCAAGUCCGAUCCUUGCCGAAGACCACGCGCACCAAUGUCAGCGUUGGCUCGACCGAUUGGAAGAGCUUUGGCUGGAUCAAGAGCCAUUUUUAUGCCAGUGCAAUAAACUAUCUGCCCCCUUCCCCGCCUGCAGUCUCAAUUCCUCCACCUCUCUUAUCGCUUGACUUGCAUGCCGUGCAUGAUCGUGUUUGUGCAGAAUUGAAUCCAAUGCAUGUGUUGUAUACACGGGCCGAUGGCAGGUAGCAAGAACUGCUGUAGCAUUGACUUUUGCAGGAGAAACUGUUGUAGCAGCAACUGUUGUAGCAGAAGCUGUUUUAGCAGCAACUGUUGGUUCCUGAUGAUGGUUAUGGUGAACAACAACAGGAACGAAUCAGCAAACGCGCAAUUUCACGUAGCAAACCGAAACAGCAGCGCUUUCUACGUGAAAAUACGCGUUGCAGCUAAAGUGCCAAAAUUCAAACAUCCUACUGGGAUGGUACACAGCAACAAAUCCUUACUAAGAACAUCGCAGCUGCUCUGUGCUUACGCUUAGCAAAGAGAGUAGAGGUCGAGGCGUGGGGAUGUCUGGUUGGAGCCGUAUUUUCCUUCUGCAUACUCUCGUCGAAGUCCACACCACCAAGCAGUCCCUCUCCCCCGCCGCGUACGUGGAGAGCCAGUUCGAGAUCCCCUGGGCCAGAGAAAUGCUGCGUCAGAUCACGAUGUUGGCGAAAGAAGAAGCUGCGAAGAAAAACGGACUGCCAGUGACUUUCACAGCAAUUGGAGUGGGGAAGAAUAAUUUGACUGGUCCGUUAGCUUAGCUAAGAGCUUUUUCUAUGUAGCUGACAGCAGUCCUUUUCUUGAUUGCUUUCAAAUUGCAACGCUCGAAAUCGUAUCUAUGAAGCAGCGAGAUCCACGCUAUCGGGGUCAAAGCAACUGGUUAAGGAUUUCUGUUCCAGCCUUUUCACCUCCACUCGCUCCGCACACCUUACGUAGCCAAUUUUGAAAAGUUUCCCACUUCGCAGGUUGGCACCAGGAUCGAGGAAACAAGCGGGGCAGCAGCAACUACCAAUUUGCGUUGGGCGACUUCGAUUGCGAGAUGGGCUACGCAGCGAUGGAAGUGAACAAGGGCAGGGUGGUGUUGCGGGGCGUAAAGGACAAAACUGCCGGCGAUGUGGUGCUGGGGUGCAGAGGUAUUCGCUACUAUCAUGCGGCCUCCCUUUAAGCGGCCGAGUUUCAGAUGUAUUGCCGAUCGCCCGCUGCUCCAUUGGCUACUCGCUUGCGCUGCAGAAUUCACAACUAAACAACUCAGCCAGUAGCUGGGGGAGAGUUCUACUUCUAGGACUUUGCCCGUGCCUGUACGCAGCUGCUAGAAAGUCGCAGUAGCAGUCUAUUGACUUGGACCCUCUGAGAUCUGAAAUGAAAACGAAAAUCAACAUCCACAGGGCCGUCGAUCGAUGACGCGCCUGCGAAGGAGGAGCAGUGCAUCUUCCGCGACUGCAAAAACAAGUGGAUUGCUUUUGACCCGUACCGCUGGCAUAGAACGGAAACGCAUGGGAACGACCGAUGGGUGGCAACGUGCUAUACCCAUGAGCCCCCAACUUCUGCCAAAGAAAAAAAGGACCUGGUGACCGCCCUGAAAAAGCUGGGAUUCCCGGUGCCAGCGGACUGGUGAGAAGCUAGCAGGUCGAUCAAUCUGGCGAAGGAGGUCGCAGGGAUUUGCGUCGAGGGGUGGCCGCAACCUGAUUCCAGUAAACACCUGGCCGCGUCCGGAAAGUGUCAAGCCCGCCCUCUCGAUCCUUUCAUCCCACCGCGCAGAUGAUCCUCUAUUUCGCAUCGAUUUUUCCUUAUCGAACCAGUUUCCGCAUCAGCAUCGUCCGUGAUAACUCCGUCCAAAGAGACAGCAGCUAGUUCUUCUAAAAUGUGUCAAAUUCGAAUUUAAUGUCUAUGCAUCUAUUUUGUGUUGUCUACACCAGAAUUUGUGUUGUUACGUAUACGUCCGUGCUGAAAGCGUGCGCAUGAACAAUGUUUGUUUUUUCAAAUGAGAAGGUCAGCAGUGUUAGAUGUGAGUAUUGAAUGCGAAGAAAGUACUUAUAAAGAUAAAGGUAAAACGAAAGUUUGAUUAUGUUGGGAGUCGGAAAAGUAUAAUACGAGCUCGAAGUGGACGCUGCGCACCCAGUCAGCAGCUCUUCAUCAAUGAAGCGAUGAAGAAAAUAGGCAGGAUGCCACACUUGCGUUAGAGUAUCAGAAGCACAAACG
This is a messenger RNA of Amoebophrya sp. A120, 5460 nucleotides long. The record is from the annotation of a GenBank genome assembly. Lineage: Eukaryota; Dinophyceae; Syndiniales; Amoebophryaceae.